Messenger RNA from Myiozetetes cayanensis, 1805 nucleotides. RefSeq names its product Ras association domain family member 7 (gene RASSF7). The record is from RefSeq and is a predicted model, not a curated record. Gene Ontology annotation, biological process: signal transduction. NCBI's taxonomy places the organism in Eukaryota, Metazoa, Chordata, Aves, Passeriformes, Tyrannidae.
AAGCGGCAGGGGUGGGGGCAGAGCCCACCCGCACAAAGGCAGCUCCCCACGGGCUGUGUGACCGCUGUCACGCUUUUUCGCUCAAAUCAACGCCAGCGGAGGAUGACGUGAGGCUGGUGCUCCCCGGCCCCGGGGCUGAUUGGUCCCAGCUCAGGUUUGAACGCCAAGGUGUCCUGGCAACGAGAAGCAGAGGAGCCAGACUUUCCCGUCCCCGCUCGGCUCCGGGAGCGCAGCGGGUGCUGGAGAAAGGCAGGCAUCGAGGACGAGGAGCAGCGCGGAGGGCCCUUGGCCCUCCUCCAGGCAGCCUGUCCUGCAAUGAGCCAGUGCACCUGAGGCCCGGCAGCCGUGGGGAUGGAGCUGAAGGUCUGGGUGGAUGGGAUCCAGAGGGUUGUGUGCGGUGUCUCAGAGCAAACUACCUGCCAAGAAGUGGUCAUUGCCCUGGCACGGGCCAUCGGUCAGACGGGCCGCUAUGUGCUGGUGCAGAAGCUGCGGGAGAAGGAGCGGCAGCUGCUGCCGCUGGAGUGCCCCCUGGAGUCGCUGGCCAAGUGUGGGCAGUACGCCAACGAUGUGCAGUUCAUCCUGCGGCGGACAGGCCCCAGCAUGGCCGAGCGGCCCUCCUCGGAGGGCGCUCCGCAAGCUCCUGAGAGGACGUUCAUCCGGGCCAGUUUGCCCAUCAAGCCCAGGCUCACCGGCAUGGAUGCACCCCGUUCUCGGGAGCCAAAAAAAUCCAUGACCUUCAACUUGGGUCCUACAGGCUCCAGUGACCCCUUCACCGUGAGCCGAUGGAGGCACCAAACACGGGAAGGAAUAGACUUGGAGGGUGGUGGGAUUGUCCAGCCCUCCAAAGAGGAGCUGUUUAGGAGGGUGCUGCAGCAGCAGGAGCAGCUGCAUUCCUUGGAGGCCCAUGGGGACACCCUUGAAAUGGACCUACGGCUCUGGGAGCGUAGCCGGCUUGCCGGCCAGGAGAAUGAGAUCCUCUAUCUGGAACAACUGGUACGAAGGAAUGAGACAGAGCUGGGCGAGGAGGAAUUUUGGCAGAGCGAGCUCCGACUGGAAAAGGAGUGUGAGCGAGAGCGGCAGGAGCGGGUUAGAAGCCUGCGGGCCAGCCUGGAGGAGUACACCCAGAGGAUCUAUGAGCUGAGUGCCCGGACUGAAGCCCUGCAGGAGGAGAUCCAGUGGGAGAUGGCUGAGAGGGCCAAAAGGGGAAAGGAGAUCUCUGUGCCCAGCCCCAUAGAGCUGGAGGACAUGGCCACCAAAAUGAAAAGGGACCUGGAGGCCAAGGUCAAGCAAGGCACCCAGCUGGAGAGCAACCUGGCCAGUGUGGAGAAGGCCCUGGAGGAAGCUGAAAAGAACCUGCAGGCCCAGACCCAAGAGCUGGAGGAGUUAAAUAAGGAGCUGAGGCAGUGUAAUUUGCAGCAGUUUAUUCAGCAGACGGGGGCCACGGUGACUGUCCUGCAGGCCAGGUCUGAGGAGGAUGCCCAGCCGGAGCCGAGCCCGUGCGAGCUGCCAGCCUACCGGAGAAACGGAGGUUUUCCUCCCACCGCUGGUACUGACUCGCCUCCCCGAGUCAGCACCAAGCAGCUCCUCAGCCAUCCCAGGACCCUGCCGGAGCCCCUGGUGUCCAGCCUGAACCCCGAGGUUGUAUCAACCAGGCAAAGCAUCUGGAGGUAGAAGGGCUCGGGCAGCGGAGGAUCAAUUGCCUUGCAAGUGUAACUGUAUAAAUAAACCAUAUUAUAUAUAUAUAUAUUUUAUAUUUUUUUUAACUGCUUUAUAUCGUGAAUGGAUGUGGACAGCCAGACAGAGUA